AUGGGAAGACUGAUCAACUUGCGUUACUUAGAUAUUACUCAUGUGCCUUUGAAAGAGAUGCCGCAAGGAAUCAGUCAGAUGAAAUGCUUGCAAUUCUUAUCAAAGGUAGUAUUGAGUGACAAACAUAACGAUGACGUGUUCAAAAUUACAGAUUUAGCAGAGCUUGAACAUCCAAGCGAAAACCUUUGCAUUUUGGGUUUGGAAAAUAUUAAUGAUGCGAUGGAGGCUUCAAAGGCUAAUUUAAAGGAUAAGAAGGACCUUACGAAACUGACUUUGAGCUGGAGCUAUGAUGUUGUUGAUGCUGAUAGUUCACAAAAAGAAUUAGAUGUACUUGACGCACUUCGACCUCAUACAAGCUUGAAGCAUCUGGAGAUUAGAAGUUAUAGAGGUACAACAUUCUCGAACUGGAUUGCAGAUGAUGCAUUUUCUAAUUUAGUAUCAAUUAGUUUGAGCAAUUGUAAAAGCUGUUGUUAUUUACCACCACUUGGACAACUAGCUUCUCUCAAAGAUCUCACAAUUAAUGGAUUUGAUAGUGUGUAUUCAAUAGGUGAUGGGAUCGAUAGCAGUGUUCCUCUAUUCACUUGUUUAGAAAGAUUACACAUUCGAAAUAUGUUGAUGUGGAAAGAAUGGUCAUUUGGUACCGAAGCAAUUCUUCAAGGAGGUCAAAUAUUCCCUCUUCUAAAAGAACUUCGGCUGUAUAAUUGUCCCAAGCUUAAUGUUGGCUUACCCGGUUAUCUUCCAUCAUUAGAAAGACUCGGUAUCUUUGAGUGUGAAGAAAUGGAGUAUUUGCUUCCGAGAACUCAACAAACUGUCACAGACUGUCCUGUGUUGGAGUCACUUCUAGAUUGGGGUUGGGGAUCGCACUCCAAAGUAAAGGAACUUUCUCUAUGGAACACAUAA
Humulus lupulus (European hop) is the source of this 900-nucleotide messenger RNA. RefSeq names its product putative disease resistance RPP13-like protein 1. The coding region runs from base 1 to 900 and encodes 299 amino acids. The transcript has a single exon. The record is from RefSeq and is a predicted model, not a curated record. Lineage: Eukaryota; Viridiplantae; Streptophyta; Magnoliopsida; Rosales; Cannabaceae.